Messenger RNA from Arachis stenosperma, 438 nucleotides. RefSeq lists its product as uncharacterized. NCBI's taxonomy places the organism in Eukaryota, Viridiplantae, Streptophyta, Magnoliopsida, Fabales, Fabaceae. The record is from RefSeq and is a predicted model, not a curated record. The transcript has a single exon. The coding region runs from base 1 to 438 and encodes 145 amino acids.
AUGAACUUGGAAGGGGUCGAUGACGAAGUCAGAUGCCGCGCUUUCCCGGUCACCCUAGCAGGCCUGGUGAUACGUUGGUUCAACGGCCUCCCUCAAGGCUCUAUAACGACCUUCGGGGACAUCACCCGAGCCUUCCUAGCCCAAUUUACUACCCGCAUUGCGAAAGCGAAACACCCGAUCAACCUUCUCGGGAUAACACAAAGAGCCAGAGAGUCGACCAGGAAAUACCUGGACAGGUUCAAUGACGAGUGCUUGAAGAUCGAUAGUCUAAUCGACUCGGUGGCCAGUUUAUGUUUGAUGACCGGGUUGCUAAAUGAGGAUUUCAGGAAGCAUCUUGCCACCAAGUCCGUGUGGACGAUGCAAGAAAUCCAAAACGUGGCAAGGGAGUAUAUCAAUGAUGAAGAAGUCAGCCAGGUUGUGGCGGCCGACAAGCGGUAG